Fusarium odoratissimum NRRL 54006 is the source of this 699-nucleotide messenger RNA. Its product is annotated as 2,3-bisphosphoglycerate-dependent phosphoglycerate mutase. Bases 1 to 699 code for a protein of 232 amino acids. Lineage: Eukaryota; Fungi; Ascomycota; Sordariomycetes; Hypocreales; Nectriaceae. The record is from RefSeq and is a predicted model, not a curated record. Gene Ontology annotation, biological process: glycolytic process. Gene Ontology annotation, molecular function: intramolecular phosphotransferase activity. The transcript has a single exon.
AUGACUUUGAAACUAAUACUUCUUCGACAUGGCCAGAGCACCUGGAAUGAAAAGAACCUAUUCACAGGUUGGGAGGACGUGGGUAUCACUCAAAACGGCCGCGCUGAAGCAACUCAGGCUGGGGCGUUGUUGAAGAGACACAAUCACCUACCAGACUUGAGCCAUACUUCGCUACUGCGACGUGCAAUUACGACAAGCAAUAUUGCACUUGACGCUGCAGACCGUCACUGGAUUCCUGUUACGAAAAGCUGGAGGCUCAAUGAGCGCCAUUACGGCGCAUUACAAGGACUCAAUAAAAAGACCACGGCGGAGAAAUAUGGUGAUAAGCAGGUCAAGAUCUGGCGGCGCUCGUACGAUGUUCAACCGCCACCAAUGUCCGACGACGCCUACCAGGAACAGAACAAGUAUACGCGCGUGCAGGGCCAAUCCAUCCAAGCGCCGAGGACAGAAUCGUUGAAAGACGUGGUGGCACGCGUGGAACCAUAUUGGAACGAGAAUAUCAUUCCUGACUUGAGAUCUGGCAAGACUGUGCUUGUUGCGGCUCAUGGCAAUUCACUUCGUGCACUGGUAAAAAUCAUCGAUUGCUUGGGGGAUGAAGAGGUUGUGGAGCUGAAUAUCCCUACAGGGACACCUAUUGUUUAUGAGUUUGAUGAGAGUCUGCGGCCAAUAGUAAAGGGUGGCAAGUGGCUUCAAGAGUAA